This is a messenger RNA of Camelina sativa (false flax), 1048 nucleotides long. RefSeq names its product protein MKS1. The record is from RefSeq and is a predicted model, not a curated record. NCBI's taxonomy places the organism in Eukaryota, Viridiplantae, Streptophyta, Magnoliopsida, Brassicales, Brassicaceae. Gene Ontology annotation, cellular component: nucleus.
UGAGGAAUGUGCUGUACAGCUUUGGUUGGACACACAAAAAGUCAACAUUUUUAUAAAGUCAAACUAAUCCUUCUGUUCUGUUUUUUUGGUCAACUUACUCAGUCGCCGGACAAUUUAAUUCCCAAACCAAACAAAACAGAGAAGAUCAAACAAAACUCAAUUCUGAGAAGAAGAAGAAGAAGAAGUGAGAACUUUAAUAAAUCCCCCCAAAUUUUUUAAUGGAUCCGUCGGAGUAUUUCGCCGGCGGCGAUCAACAGAACCAGAAACGGCAGCUUCAGAUCUGUGGUCCUCGUCCUUCACCUCUCAGCGUCCACAAAGACUCACACAAAAUCAUCAAGAAACCACCUAAACACCCUGCGCCGCCUCAGAACCGUGACCAACCCCAGCAGCCUUAUGUUCCUAGAGAGCCGGUGGUCAUCUACGCCGUUUCCCCCAAGGUCGUACACGCCACCGCGUCCGAGUUCAUGAACGUAGUCCAGCGUCUCACGGGUAUCUCCUCUGAAGUUUUCCUCGAAUCUGGCGGCGGUGGUAACGUUUCACCGGCGGCGAGACUUGCGUCGACGGAAAAUGCUAGCCCGAGAGGAGGUAAAGAACCUCCGGUGGUGGUGGCUAGAGAUGAUGAAAUCCCCACGGCCAUGGAAGAAGCAGCUGAGUUUGGUGGUUAUGCUCCGGGGAUACUCUCCCCGUCUCCGGCCAUGUUGCCGACAGCUUCUGCCGGGAUUUUCUCUCAAGGUGGAAUGUUCUCGCCGGCUAUACCGCCGGGAUGGUUUUCGCCGGCGGGAUUGAUGAGCCCGUUUCUAACGUUUAGUCCUGGUUAUACUAGUUUGGUUGCUUCUCCAACUUUUGCUGAUGUCUUUAGUAGUAGUAGUCAUUUAUGGGAUCUUCAGUAACGAUUAUAUUUAAUAUUUAUGUGUUUUGCUUCUCUGUUAUUUUUUUUGUAUUGUAUCUUUAACAUAUCCAAUGUUGUAAUAACCCAAAGGGUUUAAAAAUGAGCUUCAUGUAAAAAAAACUAAAUUUAACUUUCAAAAAUUUCAGACAGAUUCCUAAA